Messenger RNA from Zychaea mexicana, 1014 nucleotides. RefSeq lists its product as uncharacterized. The coding region runs from base 1 to 1014 and encodes 337 amino acids. NCBI's taxonomy places the organism in Eukaryota, Fungi, Mucoromycota, Mucoromycetes, Mucorales, Lichtheimiaceae. The record is from RefSeq and is a predicted model, not a curated record. The transcript is spliced from 2 exons.
AUGAACUAUUUGCAAUCAACGUUUCGCGCCACACAACCCUUUCAAUUUGCGUCUCUUUUACGCCGCACAUUUUACCAAACUGCUGUCCGAUGCAAGGAUCAAACUGCUAAAACUUCAGUCGUGACCGCACAGGUUGCUCGUACUCGUCGCGUUUGGACCAAAGAAGAAUCGGACACGCUUAUCCGACUGGUGAAAGCCAUGGGUCCCAGAUGGACUCGCAUUGCUCACCAGUUGAAUCGUCCCGUAUCGGUCGCAUUCAAUAAAUACAAAUACUUGACCGAUACUGUGGAAUAUCAUGGUCCCUGGUCCCAGGAAGAACUCGAUCGUUUACGCGAAUUGACGAAAGGAAAAAAUCAAAUUGAGGAUAUCAACUGGGAUAACGUACGAUUGCAAAUGCCACGAAUGCGUCCGGUGCCCAUUCUACGUCUCACGUACAAAUACUCUGUCGAUCCCAAGAUUCGACGCGGUCGUUGGACGGAUGAAGAAAUUGGCCGGCUACAGCACUUUGUCAGUAUGUACGGCACAGAAAAUUGGGAUAUUGUUGCAGACGCUAUGCGUACACGUACAAAGCGACAGUGUCUGGAACGAUGGCGCUGGCAACAAGCAGGAGGAUUGAAGAAAGGACGAUAUACAGAAGCAGAGGAUCAGGCAAUCAUCAAGGCAGUUAGCGAAUACGGCGAAAACUUUGCAAAGGUCAGAGAGGCUAUUGGAAGCCAGCGUACCGCACGCAACAUUUCUCAACAUUAUCGAUACAAACUGUCGCCAGACACGGAUCGAUCAGCUUGGUCUGAGGAGGAGGAACACAUAGUAUAUAAACUGUGCAAUAAGUACGAUCACGACAUGAACAAGGUCAGAACCAAGAUGGGUAAUCGUCGAAGUAUCAAGGAUAUGUGGAACCACUAUUACAAAAUCCACAAACAGCAAACGGCAGCAGAAGCACCAGCAAAAGCAGGAAGUAACGUUAAAUCAACAUCGUCAUCGAUCAGCAGCAGCAGCAAGUCAAAACGACCAUAG